Molecule: messenger RNA, 629 nt
Organism: Triticum aestivum (bread wheat)
Lineage: Eukaryota; Viridiplantae; Streptophyta; Magnoliopsida; Poales; Poaceae
Exons: 4
Coding region: 21-629 (202 amino acids)
Biological process (GO): proteolysis
Molecular function (GO): cysteine-type peptidase activity
Source: RefSeq, a predicted model, not a curated record
GAUAUGUCUUGACACAUGUAAUGGAAAUUGGCAUACUGUCCAUAAUGAUGAAUUUGCCUGCAGACUCCAAGAAGGUUGUCAUGCCCCUGAGGUUCUCGACAAGGAUGCUGCAGAUGACUUUCCUCUCCAAUGAUAUCAACAGCCAAGAGAUUAUUUCCCGAUUCAAGAAAUCAAAUCACCUGGACCGGAAAGACAUGAUAAUGUUUAUUGUGUUAGAGAAUAUCGACAAGUCAAAGAAGGUUUCAGGCAACCAUUAUUGGGUCUUCAACGUGAAUAUAAGGGAUCGAAGGUUCGAGGUGCUUGAUUCAUGGAGGACACUUCAGGACAAGACUCUAGAUGUCUGCGCAAGGACUAUGGUUGCUAGUUUUCGGGCUCUGUGGGAAGAGCACUAUCCGAAGUCUCAUAUCUCAUUAGAUGACUUCACACUAAGAAACAUUGAUGUGCCAAAACAAACUAACAAAUAUGACUGCGGCAUUUUUGCUCUCUCAAUUGCAAAUGGGUGGGAAGGAAGGAACGUUCCAAGAUUUACAGCAGAGGAUGUUCAAAGUAUCAGGAAGCAGUUGACAAACACGUGGGUUAACACCAAGUGCAACAAGGCUCCAUGGGAAGCUGUAUUGAAGUUAGCUUAG